This is a messenger RNA of Arachis duranensis, 816 nucleotides long. Its product is annotated as protein MAIN-LIKE 1-like. NCBI's taxonomy places the organism in Eukaryota, Viridiplantae, Streptophyta, Magnoliopsida, Fabales, Fabaceae. Bases 1 to 816 code for a protein of 271 amino acids. The record is from RefSeq and is a predicted model, not a curated record. The transcript is spliced from 2 exons. Gene Ontology annotation, biological process: meristem maintenance; meristem development.
AUGAGUGGAAGUGGAAUUAAUGUGGAAGAAAAUCUUAAUAGGUUGGAUGAAUUUCACAUUUCUGCUCAUUUACAUGUUAAGCCGGCACGUGUCUUGAUUUCGCAUGGCACGCUGGUCGAUAUUUUCUCUGUAGACGAAGCAGAUCCGAGUAUGGAGAUUAGGAGGCAGAUGCUGGAGCCGUAUCUAAGAAGAGUCGGCUUCUAUUAUGCGUCUCUGAUAAAGCGUUUUGAGUACGACAACCCAAUGAUUAGCGCUCUUGUGGAGAGAUGGCGUCCUGAGACCCAUACAUUCCACCUCCCAUGGGGUGAGUGUACUAUCACUUUGGAGGAUGUUGCCAUGCAAGUGGGGUUACCAAUCGACGGUGAACCAGUCAGCGGUACUCUGAGGUCAUGGAGUAAGUUCCACCAGAGAGAUAUUUGGCAAUGGUGUGAGGAACUCCUUGGAGAAGUUCCUGACGGACAUGUUGGGACCACGAAGUAUAACAUAAAACUGAAGUGGCUCAGGAGUAGACUGCAACAGAUGCCUCUUGACUCUCCCGAGGAGGCUCUCGUACGGUAUGCACGUUGUUACAUUAUGUAUUUAUUGGGUGGCGUUUUACUUCCUGACAAAGCGAACAACAUGGUUCACGUACGUUAUCUUCCUCUCCUGGCAAACUAUGAAGCCAUUAGUACAUAUAGUUGGGGUAGUGCCGUGCUCUGUUGGUUGUAUAGAGGCAUGUGCCUAGCGACUGAUUAUAACAUCGAGGGAAUGUCUGGUUGUCAUACACUGUUGAUGUCUUGGAUAUACUUCAGGCUUCCUUUCUGGGCACCAGCGUGA